Molecule: messenger RNA, 4133 nt
Organism: Oncorhynchus mykiss (rainbow trout)
Lineage: Eukaryota; Metazoa; Chordata; Actinopteri; Salmoniformes; Salmonidae
Source: RefSeq, a predicted model, not a curated record
GUUGUUAUUUUAAUUUAUUUUUAUAUUUUCUGACAUGUCGUUGAUAUAUUUGAGAAUUGAAAAAAGUAUUUGGACAAUCUGGCUAUCUUUCUAACUAUACAAUCAAUUACAAUACACCAUUAUAGACAAGUCAAACAAACAGCUUCGGUCCAUGCUAGGUUUACAUCACCGUUAGCUAGCUGUUUGUUUACGUUAUGCGACAAACGUAGCAAGCUAACUUACUCACCAACAUGUCUCAGUUGCCAUUAGGAUUUCUCGCUGUAUGAUAAUCGCCAUUGUAACUAAGUGGUGUUUGAUACGACGUCUUAUACAGCUAGAUAACUAGCUACGCCAUCUGGCUUGGUACUGUUAAUAUUGUUGUGAAUAUAGCUAGUUAGCUUAGCUAGCGUAGCUAACUUGAUAUUUGCUACCAUAGCUGUUAUCAGAGAUUUGUUGUCAGUUUUGAGUAAGUAACAAGAACAUAGCUGGCUAUAUUGUUAGUCUUUAGCUAGCUACUUGACUCAAACAAAGUGUCAGCAAACGAUUUGACUAGUUAGCAUACCGUUCAAACUCUGUUUUGCAGUCGAAUGUCAUUGUUUGAGGGUUUGAGGCUAUGGACAGGGCCUAUUAGCUUCAGCGAGCAAAGCAGUUCCAAAAGUAGCCACUGGUUUACAGUAGGUUUAGCUUCGUACUAUAGCUAUUUUUAUAUUUGUCAGAUGAAAAAUUCAAAAGAAAAGUUUUUAUAUUUUAGGAAGAGAAGAGGAAAGUUGCUAAGCAAUGUUUUUCAAAUGUAUACAGCAGGAAUGCCUAAUUUGUCAAUGAGACCAAAACAUCCAGGCCUAACAACUGUUCUGCACUUGUUGAUCUAGAAUAGACUGUUCUUCUUUCAUAUUUUCUGUUGCCUGUCAAUGAUUAUGAAUACUGUGCCAUUGCACACUUUAGGCUCUAGCAAAUCUGAUUAAACUAAUAAUAGGAUUUUGUUGACCAGUUUGGCUAAAUCAGUUAUACCAGUAGUGAAACAAAACUGUAGGGGUUAUGGGAGGAUUGCAAAAUGUUGAGCUAUUGUCUGUGACCUUGUUCAGUGGUUCUCAAACCUCUACUCGGGGACCCCUAGUUGUUCUAUGUAUUUGCUAUAUUCCAGAGCUAGCACACCUGAUUCAACCUGUCAACGAAUCAUCAAGCCCUUGACUAGGUGAUUCAGGUGGUAGUGAAUGCGGUAGAGUCCCAGUCUAGGUAUGGAGCAGUGUGCGUGUGUGGAGCGGGAGCUGGAGAAGGUGCUCCAUAGGUUCGUCAUGUACGGACACCAGUCAGAGGAACGUCUGGAUGAACUACUACGCAGCGUCUGUGAGCUACGGGGACAGCUGGUUACAUUCGGGGUACAAGAUGCAGAUCUUUCGGUGCUGUCUCAGACCAUGGCCCAGUGUUGUAAGAACAUUAAAGAAACGGUACAGCUGCUGGCCUCCAGACACAAGGACAUCCACGGCAGUGUCUCCAAAGUGGGCAAAGCUAUCGACAGGAACUUUGAUGCAGAGGUGAGUGCAGUGGUGGCAGAGACCGUGUGGGACUCACCUGAGAGACAGAAGUACCUGAGUGAGACCAUUGUGGAACACCUGUACAGACAAGGCAUGCUGAGCGUGGCAGAGGACCUAUGUCAGGAGUCUGGAGUAGUGAUUGACAUGAGCAUGAAGCAGCCGUUCUUGGAACUCAACAGGAUCCUGGAGGCCUUGAGGAUGCAGGACCUCAGACCAGCACUAGAGUGGGCAGUAACAAACCGGCAGCGCCUGCUGGACCUGAACAGUACCCUGGAGUUCAAGCUGCACCGCCUCUACUUCAUCAGCCUGUUAAACGGAGGCAUCACCAACCAACUGGAGGCGCUACAGUACGCCAGGCACUUCCAGCCCUUCGCCUCGCAGCACCAGAGAGACAUCCAGAUCCUCAUGGGUAGUCUGGUGUACCUGCGGCACGGCAUAGAGAACUCUCCCUACCGCUCUCUGUUAGAGACCAACCAGUGGGCUGACAUCUGUAACAGCUUCACCAGGGACGCCUGCGCUCUGCUGGGGCUAUCUGUAGAGUCACCUCUCAGUGUCAGUUUUGCGUCAGGCUGCAUGGCUCUGCCAGUCCUGAUGAACAUCAAACAGGUGAUUGAACAGAGACAGUGUAGUGGAGUCUGGACACACAAGGACGAGCUGCCUAUUGAGAUAGAUCUGGGGAAGAAGUGCUGGUACCACUCUGUGUUCGCCUGUCCCAUCCUCCGACAGCAGACGUCAGAGAGCAACCCUCCCAUGAAGCUCAUCUGUGGACACGUCAUCUCCAGAGACGCCCUCAACAAACUCACCAACGCUGGAAAGCUGAAAUGCCCCUACUGUCCCAUGGAGCAGAACCCGUCAGAUGCCAAGCAGAUCUUCUUUUGAUCCCCCAUCCUGUUUCCUGAAACCCCCUGGAAACCCCCAGGCAAAGUGGAGCUCCUUUGAGCUACCCCAGGACCCCUGUAAAUCCCCCAUCCUACCUCCUGAGAGAGAGAGAUCUCAAAAGGAUCAUUAAUUCAUUGACACUCAUUUGCAGCUGCCCGCAGAACUUACUAUAGGCUAAUUCUUGUUAAGGAUGUGAUGAUGCGUUAUCAUGGGGUAUCAAGUUGAGUUGUAGAGUUUUUGGACGACUGUUCCUUGUUUCUUUCCUCUAUAUAUCCAUCUGUAGGCUUUCCUCAGAACACAGAAUCCUCUAUAUAUCCAUCUGUAGGCUUUCCUCAUAACACAGAAUCCUCUAUAUAUCCAUCUGUAGGCUUUCCUCAGAACACAGAAUCCUCUAUAUAUCCAUCUGUAGGCUUUCCUCAGAACACAGAAUCCUCUAUAUAUCCAUCUGUAGGCUUUCCUCAGAACACAGAAUGGUCGGUUGAAUGGAUGUUAGGUGAUGUGACAUUAUGGUUUUUAGGAAGUUGUCUGAUUUCAGGAGAGUAUUUAAACUUCUAUAUUACAGAGGUAAAGCUAAGUGGCCUCUGAGAAAGUAUAUUCACAUAUAUAUUGUAUUGAGAGGUUGUGAUUGGCUGAUAGGUUGAGGUGACCGUGGUUACAGUUUGUGAAUGGAACACUGAUUGUAAAAAAAGUAAAAUAUUGCCUAUUGGCUAUGAUGUAAUAAAGGCCCUGAUUGGUUGAAAGUCACUAUGGGUUACAGUACAUGUAUGUGUGAUGAUCAGCAGUUGUGAUCAUGGAGAGGUCGAGGGUCAAUUGGCUGAUUGAUUUUGCAACUGCCUCCAAUAACAAUAAUUUUCCUGUUUCUUGUUCUGUGUAGGCUGAUGUAUUUAACAAAAACAAAUGAUACUACUGUGAAGUCUGAUUUAGUUUUUAUUUAUCAUCGCUAGAAUCAAGUCUCCUGUAAAAUAGUGAAACCUUAAGUAACUUUAUACCUUUUUAUGAAAUCUAAUCCUGCCACAAAAUAGCAACAUCAGUAUUGGAUCCAUGAUCAAAUCCUUCUCCUUGGACCAAACGGAUAGCUCCCAGCCCAUCAAAUGGUGAUGUCAUACCAGCCCAUGAAAUGGUGACGUCAUACCAGCCCAUGAAAUGGUGAUGUCAUACCAGCCCAUGAAAUGGUGACGUCAUACCAGCCCAUGAAAUGGUGACGUCAUACCAGCCCAUGAAAUGGCGACGUCAUACCAGCCCAUGAAAUGGUGACGUCAUACCAGCCCAUGAAAUGGUGAUGUCAUACCAGCCCAUGAAAUGGUGAUGUCAUACCAGCCCAUGAAAUGGCGACGUCAUACCAGCCCAUGAAAUGGUGACGUCAGCAAGGUCUGCACCAGCAUAUCUUUAACAGCCGACACAUGGUAGCAGUCAGCCAUUAUAUAAACUCUGAUCUCCAGUCAGAAUGAAUGAUGGUAACAGGUCUUUAUUUGUGUGUACACGUUUCUUUUGUGUUUAGUUGACAUUUUAUUUCCUGCUUUUGGUUGACAAUCAUUCACCUCCUUUCCCAGAAUACAUUAAGAUCUGUAAUGGCUACUUCCUUGGGUUCUUUUUCUUUUCCAGCAGUCAGAGUUAUUGAGUUCUUGUCUGAUAGGUUUGCCUUUUACCUGCUUCUUUAUUCCAGUUUUAUUGUACAUAUUUAUUCUCUAACAUGUUUCAUAUUAUACUUGCAUCUUGAAAUGGAAUAAAAACUUUAUACUCCAA